GCGGAUUUUCUUGAACACUUUAUUGCCAGUCACAGGCGCGUCAGAUCUUUUUGCGCUUUUCACCUUAACCGUUAUCCAAAAUGGCAUCCAUGCGUAUCGACCAAGUUAAAAACACAACGCGCGAGCAAAGAGUUGCUGCACACACACAUAUCAAAGGCUUAGGUCUGCGCGACGAUGGAUCUGCUGAGCCCAUUGCUGCUGGAUUCGUCGGUCAAGAGAACGCUCGAGAGGCAAGUGGUGUAGCAGUCGAACUUAUCAAGUCAAAAAAAAUGGCUGGUCGAGCAUUGUUGCUUGCCGGAGCUCCCGGUACUGGUAAAACCGCUCUUGCUCUCGCAGUUUCACAAGAGCUUGGACCAAAAGUACCUUUCUGUCCUAUGGUUGGCUCAGAGGUUUACUCAGCCGAAAUUAAAAAGACGGAGGUUCUCAUGGAAAACUUCCGUCGUGCUAUUGGAUUGAGAAUCAAGGAGACGAAGGAAGUGUAUGAAGGUGAAGUCACCGAACUUACGCCUGAAGAGACGGAAAACCCCUUGGGCGGUUACGGCAAAACCAUUUCACAUGUCAUCAUUGGCCUCAAGACCGUCAAAGGUACCAAGCAGCUUAAACUCGACCCUAGCAUUUUCGAAUCCAUUCAAAAGGAAAAGGUCAGCGUUGGAGACGUCAUUUAUAUCGAAUCUAAUACUGGAGCCGUCAAGCGAGUUGGACGAUCAGAUGCCUAUGCAACUGAAUUUGAUCUUGAAGCUGAAGAAUAUGUGCCUCUUCCAAAGGGUGAUGUGCACAAGAAGAAGGAGAUAAUACAGGAUGUUACCCUUCAUGACCUUGAUGUCGCUAAUGCCAAACCACAAGGAGGCCAGGAUAUCAUGUCUAUGAUGGGACAAAUGCUCAAGCCCAAGAAGACCGAAAUCACCGAUAAACUGCGAAAGGAGAUUAACAAGGUCGUCAACAAAUACAUUGAUCAGGGUAUUGCUGAACUGGUACCUGGCGUUUUGUUUAUCGAUGAAGUUCACAUGUUGGACAUUGAAUGCUUUACAUAUCUCAACCGCGCUCUCGAAUCAUCUCUUGCUCCUAUCGUCAUUUUCGCCACCAAUCGGGGCAUGUGCACUAUUCGUGGUACCGAAGAUGUUGUGGCUCCUCAUGGCAUUCCCAUCGAUCUGUUGGACCGCCUGUUGAUCAUCCGUACAUUACCAUAUACCAUUGACGAGAUCAAGGUUAUUGUGAGAAUAAGAGCAAAGAUAGAGAACUUGAAUGUCGAGGAUUCUGCUGCAGAUUUCAUUGCCGAGACCGGUAUCAAAACAUCUUUGAGAUUUGCUAUACAGCUUUUGACACCAGCCAGCAUCUUAGCAUCCAUUAAUGGCCGCGACACUAUCACACAGGAUGAUGUCAACGAGGUUGAUGAUCUUUUCCUGGACGCUAAGAAGUCAGCCAAGAACCUCGUAGAUAAAAAUUACCUCUUGUAAAAUAAAUAAACGAUCGCUUCGCCCCAACGCAAUGGAAAGGACCGACGGAAACCCUCAUUGCAACUUUGGACACUUUCUCUUUUUUCAUUACAUACUUCUCUCAUAUAUGUUUACCGUCUGGUCAUAUCUGAUGAGGUCCUUCCAAUAAAAUCAUUCAUUCAUUAAUUUUUACACAAUUAUCCAAAAGACAAUCCCAUAUA
Molecule: messenger RNA, 1654 nt
Organism: Umbelopsis ramanniana AG
Lineage: Eukaryota; Fungi; Mucoromycota; Umbelopsidomycetes; Umbelopsidales; Umbelopsidaceae
Exons: 3
Coding region: 81-1454 (457 amino acids)
Biological process (GO): box C/D snoRNP assembly; chromatin remodeling; regulation of transcription by RNA polymerase II
Cellular component (GO): NuA4 histone acetyltransferase complex; Swr1 complex; Ino80 complex
Molecular function (GO): DNA helicase activity; ATP binding; ATP hydrolysis activity
Source: RefSeq, a predicted model, not a curated record